AUGAACCCCGCGGGCCUUGCAUGCGAGGUCCCAGGCUUCUCGGGGCUCAGGGCCUCAAAGGGCCUAAUACGUUCAGAUCGCGACCCAGAGGUCAAACAGUUGAAGGAGGCGCUCAGGAAGAAGGACCGCGUCCUGAGGCGCGUCGCGGGAACCUUGCACAGGGUUGCCGCGCGGCUGGUCGCGAGCACAGAGAAGGAGCGCAAGCAGCAGGCCAAGCGCUCCCAGCCUGACUCCCAGCUGAGCUUGGCCAGUGUGAUGCGUGACAAAGAGGACAUGUGGGCCAGAGAUGCGGCGAUCGCCGCUGCGUGCCCGCCAGCGAUGGCCAUGGAGGCGUACCGCAUCGCCAGGGCGCAGCGCAGCGCUCCCACCCCAUCAACGUACAUCCUGAAGGGCAAGCGCACCAAGGAGAGCAAGAAGCAGGCCAAGCAGACCGCGGACACUAAGAUCCGCCAGAGCGUACCCACCAAGAAGAUCACGGCCAAGCAGAUCACGCGUGUCAUGAACAAGAGCAAGGACCCCAACUACAAGAACAGUGGCAUCGGCUCCGAGGAUGCCGCGGCUGCGUGGUACGCCUCGAAGCAGCACCCGGCGCAGGCGGUGAUGACGCCCGGGCAGGUCGUCUCGGUGUGGGGUGCGACCCCAUCGAAGGAGGACCGCUACACGCCCUUCUUCUCCCAGAAGAGCAUCUGCUUCGACGGCGACUUCAGCAGGAUGAGGCACCGCGUGGGCGUGAUGAGCCACCGGGGGCACAAGCCGGAGUCGCCCAACCAG
Prorocentrum cordatum is the source of this 771-nucleotide messenger RNA. The record is from the annotation of a GenBank genome assembly. Lineage: Eukaryota; Dinophyceae; Prorocentrales; Prorocentraceae.